This is a messenger RNA of Psammomys obesus (fat sand rat), 1149 nucleotides long. It is a transcript of the gene Lrrc74b, whose product is annotated as leucine rich repeat containing 74B. Lineage: Eukaryota; Metazoa; Chordata; Mammalia; Rodentia; Muridae. Gene Ontology annotation, molecular function: protein binding. The record is from RefSeq and is a predicted model, not a curated record.
AUGAAGGGUCCCUGCAAGGCCUCGAAGAACGAAGAUCAAGACGGUGAUGCAGCAGCCACUGAACAUCAAACAGAGGUCCUGGAGCACAAGGAUUUGCGGACCACAGGUUCACACUCUGCUCUGGAAACAGAAGGUGCCUCAUCCUCCCCAUGGGGUUCUGGUUGGACUCCUCAAUUGGCCAUCUUCCUGCAAAGGCUUGGAGAACUGGUUCUGGCUACCCACUAUCUGGAGUCAUGCCAAGCUUGUGGUGUUGUGCUGGCUUCUUGUCUUCUGUGCCAAGGUAAUGCCUCAGAAAUGAACCUUUGGCACAGUGGCCUGGGACCCCAGAAAGUGCUGCUGCCCUCAGAUGUGAACCUGUCAGAGAAUCAGACUGGAGCUGCAGGGCUGCAGACUACAUGUAUUGGCCUGGCCUUAAACCCAGCUGUAGAGAAGCUGCAAUAGGAAGGGAAUGGCCUGCAGGAACAGGCUGCCCAGCACCUUGCUGCUCUCCUGAUGCUUCACACAGGCCUGAAAUCCCUAGAUCUCAGCUACCAUCAGCUCAAUGAUCUGGCAGGGGAGAGUGACCAGGCUGUGGUUUGGAAAGGAAGCAGAGACGAUAUGCCUACAGAUCGUAGCAGAACGUAUGAAGAUUCUGUUCCAAGUCCUUUUGCAAAAAGGGCUGUGGCAGGUCUCAAUGGUAAGGCAAAUAUAUUCUUGAAAGUUCUAGACAUCUCUCAUAACAGCUUUGGAGACGCUGGAGCUUCUACAAUAGAUGAGGUCCUCAAGGCCAACAACAUGUUGGAAGAACUAAAUAUGAGAAACAACCAAAUCUCCAUGGCAGGAGCCCUGAAGUUGGGACUGAGUCUGCAAGUCAACCAGACACUGCAGUUACAAGUGAUUUCCAAGAACCCCAUCCAAAGUGAAGGUUGUGUCUGUCUCCUUAAGUCUGUCCAGAACAACAGACUAUCUGCCCUGGAAUUACUGGGCUUGUCUGAUAGCCAAGUGAGCAGAGAGUGUGAUGACCUCAUUAGCUCCAUGAACAUGAUUCCUCCAGGACUUUGUAUAAAGAGUAACACUUCCAGAAGAAAAGACUGGCCACCAACCUCCAGACCAUCCCCGGUGGCAGCUACUCCAAGUGACUCUGGCCUUGUCUCUAAUAUGCCAUGUUAA